GAUACCCUGUUUAUGUGCACCAAACGCGCGUGCUUCAUGCAUGUCGUAGGUAGGCUACACAUGACAACGACACUGGACACGCGCUUCUUGAAAAGGGCAGGAGACACAUUGGAGGUGGAAGUGGUGUGAAAGAGGAGGGACUUGAUACUUCAGUUUGCGGUUCACUGUGGAAACCGAAGGGCGAACGCGCUCGGCUCUAUCGGACGAACCGUUGAGCCACGGAACGCCGCGCGUGUCCAGUUUGCGCUGACGUUACCGUCACACGUUAAACUCCCGCAACUGUGCUCACCGCCGACAGCGGACGUUCAGUAAACCCGGUGAAGCCCAGAAGUUGUCCGUUUCUUUCCAAGCGCCACUCUUCCAUGCGAGGAUGUGAAUUUCCACGCGAGGAUCCAGAGUCGUGCCAUGGUUUUGACCCGCGCGCUCCUCACAGAAAUGGGUCGCUCCGCAUCUACGGGUACAUGAAUCUGAGUUCCAGCGGCCAGAUGCCUGAGAUGGAAGAAGUAGAUACCAAUGAGAGCAACGGGUUGGCGAAGAGGAUUGCUCUCAUCAGCUUCCUGUCACUGGUCAUGCUCAUGAGCGUCCUGGGAAACCUGCUGGUUAUGGUGGCCGUCUGCAAGGACCGGCAGCUCAGGAAAAUCAAAACCAACUACUUCAUCGUCUCGCUGGCGUUUGCUGACCUGCUGGUGUCAGUGCUGGUGAUGCCGUUUGGUGCCAUAGAAUUGAUCCAUCAGAACUGGAUCUACGGUGAGACCUUCUGCCUGGUCCGCACCUCUCUGGACGUGCUGCUGACCACUGCCUCCAUCCUACACCUGUGCUGCAUAUCCCUCGACAGGUACUAUGCCAUCUGUUGCAAGCCGCUGGUUUACAGCAAUAAGAUGACACCGCUGAGAGUGGCUCUAAUGAUCGGAGGAUGCUGGAUUAUCCCAACCGUUAUUUCCUUCCUACCCAUAAUGCAAGGCUGGAACAGUAUUGGAAUAGAUGAUUUGAUAGAGAAGCGGAAGUUCUCUGGCAACUCCACGGUGUGUGUGUUUAUGGUGAAUAAGCCGUAUGCGCUGACCUGCUCAGUCGUGGCCUUCUACGUACCGCUGAUCCUGAUGGUGCUGGCGUACCAGCGCAUCUACAUCACGGCGCGGGAACAUGCGCGACAGAUCAGCAUGCUGCAGCGCGCCGGAGAAGCGGGGAAUGCGGAUAGCGCGGACCACCAACGCAACCACCGCAUGCGCACCGAGACCAAGGCAGCUAAGACUCUGUGCAUCAUCAUGGGCUGCUUCUGUCUGUGCUGGGCCCCUUUCUUCAUCACGAACGUGGUGGACCCCUUCAUAGACUACAGUGUUCCUGAGCAGCUGUGGGCGGCCUGCCUCUGGCUGGGCUACAUCAACUCCAUGCUCAACCCCAUCCUUUACGCCUUCCUCAACAAGUCCUUUCGCCGUGCCUUCCUCAUCAUCCUCUGCUGCGGACACAAGCGCUACCGCCGACCUUCCAUCCUGGGCCCUGUACCGACCUGCACGGCCACGCAGAUCAACGGCUCGACACACGUCCUGAAGUAUUCAGUUCUACACAAUGGAAAGCACAGUGAACAGGAGAAACUGUCGAUACAGAACGACACAGAGUCCCAGGAGUCAUGUUUCUGACACAGGCCAGGCUCUAAUGAGGAGCAUGACUGGAAGAGGAUAUUUCUCAGCGCCCUGCCUGCAGCUCAGACCCGACCAGAGCCUUUCAGGAGUCGAGGACAGGGAGCUGGACUGAACUGUUUGCUCAAAGAGCUGCUGAACAAUGAGGGAAAGAACAAUGUUGCCAAAGGUAUCUGGUCUGUAUUUUAGGAUACGAAUUUCGAUUGCAAAGGAGUGUUGGUAAGGGUUUUCCCAAUGUGUUUGUUUCCUUUUUGGUUCUCCUGGGAAUACGACUUCCAAACCAAAAACAUGUCUUUCAAGCUUUAUCCAGAGUGGCUUCUAUUAGCUCUACAGGGAGGAUAACACUUCCUGAAAUAUACGGCACGAAGGCUGAAUAGCUAAGAUGACUCUCUAUUAAAGAAAAUAUUUUUUUUUUAAUAUAAAUGAAAAAGUAAAUUCACAAAUUCACACCACAGUAUUAAAAAGUAGAGCUGGGAGCAUUGCUAAGCGAUUUCUCAAUUUUUUUAUUCUUUUAAUUUAAUUUUAUUUUUUUAUUAUUAUUAUUAUCGUUUCAUCAAUGAAUUCUAAAAUCAACAGUUAUAAUAUAGCAUUGUCACAUGAAUUUAAAGUGUUAAAGACAACAGGCCUUUCCUUGUUUCCAAGACUAUUCCAGAAUCUAUUUGCACAUUUUUUUAAGUGCAACACAAGUAAUGUUGCAGAAUAUUUCUAUUAAAACAGCCUAAAUAACAAGUUUAUAGAAGCCUGCUUCUGCCACUGGAUAAAAAAAAAAAAGGUAAUUGUGAAUUUUUUGCUCACAAUACUGACUUUUUUCUCAGAAUUGUGUUAUUGAAACUGAUUGAAAAAAAAAACGGAGAAUUGCAAAAUUUUAACUCACAACUGUAUAUCACGCAGUUCUGGUAUUAUAACACGCAAAUGCAAGUUAUUAAGUCAAUAUUGUGAUAUAUAAACUUUUUGAAAGAAAAUAUCAGUCUUUUUGGCUUUAUAACUCGCAAUCACAGUUCUCAGAAAAUAAGUCAGAAUUGCGAGAAAAAAGCCAGAAUUGUGAGAUACAAACUUGCAAUUUAUCUACUCGCAGUUUUUAUCACAUAAUUAGUCAGAAUUGCGAUUUCAUAUCUUACAUUUCUGAUUUCAUUCCUUAGAACUGCAGGAAUUUCAAUUCUAACUUUAUAACACGCAGUUGCAACAUUAUAUCUAGUAACUCUGACGUUUUAACUCGCAAUUAUAAGUUUAUAUCUCACAAAAUGUCAGAAUUUUUAAUAU
This is a messenger RNA of Carassius gibelio (silver crucian carp), 2894 nucleotides long. RefSeq names its product 5-hydroxytryptamine receptor 4-like. Lineage: Eukaryota; Metazoa; Chordata; Actinopteri; Cypriniformes; Cyprinidae. Gene Ontology annotation, cellular component: plasma membrane. Gene Ontology annotation, molecular function: G protein-coupled serotonin receptor activity. The coding region runs from base 363 to 1634 and encodes 423 amino acids. Gene Ontology annotation, biological process: adenylate cyclase-activating adrenergic receptor signaling pathway; regulation of appetite; chemical synaptic transmission. The transcript is spliced from 7 exons. The record is from RefSeq and is a predicted model, not a curated record.